AUGGUCGAGAACAAAUUCAUCAAAGUCGACCGCGAAAGCUUCCCCUAUGUCUUUGUGAAGGACGUGGACAUUUCUCUGAAGACUCACGAAAAAGGGCUUGCACAAGUGGACUGGCCCAUCCCGGAUACUCAGUACACCAAGUUCUUCCUCACGCCUAAGCAGACCCUUUUACAAAUUUCUGAUAUUCUUCCCCGCACAUCGGACCUUGUGCUCCCUGAUGCUCACUUAGGAUCUGCAGGCCGCCCAUCACUUUUUGGUAUCCGACGCCCUCAACACUGGAGAUCACCAGCCACAUAUCGUUACAUCUCACCGUUUUCUGCUCCCGAGCAAAGCAAGAGUCGCCUCCGCCGUACGAUAUCGACCUGUUCGUCACGCUGCGCAAGGGAAUGCGGACGGGAAGCAAGUCUAUACACUGGGACUAUGGGCGAUCCAGUUCCGAUCAUGAAGGGAUGGCUACGUGUCUCGCUUCGCGAAGUCAAUGAAAACCACCCAUUCCACUGCGACUAUCUCCCACAUCGGGACUAUGCUAGUGCUGAUGUUCAACCCGUGAAGGCGGGAGAGAAGUAUUAG
Molecule: messenger RNA, 570 nt
Organism: Aspergillus fumigatus Af293
Lineage: Eukaryota; Fungi; Ascomycota; Eurotiomycetes; Eurotiales; Aspergillaceae
Source: RefSeq, a predicted model, not a curated record